Molecule: messenger RNA, 558 nt
Organism: Camelus dromedarius (Arabian camel)
Lineage: Eukaryota; Metazoa; Chordata; Mammalia; Artiodactyla; Camelidae
Product: keratin-associated protein 13-1
Exons: 1
Coding region: 43-558 (171 amino acids)
Source: RefSeq, a predicted model, not a curated record
UCUUCUCAUUGUCACUCAUUUGAACUCACACCUCCUGUCACCAUGUCCUACAACUGCUGCUCUGGAACCUUCUCCUCCCGCUCCCUUGGGGACCCACUGCUCUACCCAGGCUCCGGCUGUGGCUCCUCCUACCCCAGCAACCUGGUCUACACCACUGACUGCUGCUCUCCCAGCACCUGCCAGCAGGACUCCUCUCUUUACAGCGGCUGUCAGGAGACCUGUUCUAAGCCUAUCAGGUGCCAGACGUCUUAUGUGGUAUCCAGCCCCUGCCAGACAUCCUGCUACCGCCCAAGGACCUCCAUGCUCUGCAGUCCCUUCCAGAAAACUUACGCUAGGUCUCCAGGCUCUGGGUCCGGAAGAGGCUGCUCCCUGGGCGCUGGGUCCAGAAGCUGCUACUCACUGGGCUUUGGGUCCCAUGGCUUCAGACCCCUGGGCUGUGGAGUCUGUGGCUUCCCUCCCCUGAGCCAUGGAUUCGGUUUCUACCUUCCAACCUACUUUGCCCCUAGGAGCUGCCAAUCAUCCUGUUACAGACCAACCUGUCGGUCUGGCUUCUAUUGA